AAAAAUUACUUUUAUGAGGUGAAUUGCAUGUACUUUAGUCUCUCAUGAACUAACACGACUAUCAAUCUCGGCGUUUCUCCCCUCCCACAAUGCCCAAACUCCUCAGCAUCCCAUUCGUAUCACCAGCAUCUCCCAGGACAUCGGCGGCGAGGUUCAUCCGGCGCUAUUCAUCUUCCACAAUCCCCGCAGCUCCGUCUCCUUUGCAAAGGACGCAGAGCCAAGUCCAAAGCCCCGCGUCUCCAUCGCUGCCCGGACGAUCUUUGGCCCGGUUGCGGUCUGAGCGCGAAACAAGCUCGCAGCUAUUAUGGUUCACUGCAGCACAGCCCACGUUAAUAUCCCGCAGCGAUGCGCGAUCUUUGGAUGGGAAAUCGGAGCGUGUUAAAAAUCAUAAACCGGUUGAUGAGCGGAUAGUCAAGCUAGGGAAGACCCUCCGGAUCCUUACUGAACAGCUACCUACCCUUCUUGUCAAUCCACUCCCUCAGGAGAUACUUUCUCCGAAUAUCACCCUCCACCUCUUCCCUUCCACGCACCCACAUCUGCCGACCGUAAAGGGGAGAGUGGCGUAUCGUGCCGCCCUAUGGACAGCUCCGGUGGCAUGGGGAAGCGUCCCGAUAGUUGGAAAUGUCCGAUUACAGAUUAUGAGCGAGCGCAUGGUGCGCGGAGGUGCCAUGAGCGACUUCAACGGUGAAAACAACAGUGGCGACGAAAAACUUGUUGUGCGCUGGAUGACGGAGGGUGGUGCUUCGAAUUCCUCCUCGAACUCUGGAAAUAAAGCUGGCUCUGGUAAUUCUGCGUCCGACGGAUCAAAGGGGGAAGUCAAAGGCACAGGUAAUAGCGCAACAUCGGCUUCUUCUGCAUCGAAUGGGACAAAUAGAGGCUUAAGCGUACUACUCGGUGGCGAGGCGCCGAUAUUCAAGCUUGGAAAGGAGGAGCAGUUUACGGGAUUGUUUAUAUUUUCGUUCGAUGAAGAAGGCCGGAUAGCGACGCAUACGAUUGAGCAUGCGGACGAGAAUUCGGGAUGGGAUCGAACUGCCAAGGUGGUAACGCUGACGGAUUGGUUGCUUGGAAAAGCGAAAUGGGGUUCAAGAGAGCCGUCGAAUGCUGCGCCAGUGCUCGCGGUGGAGACGCCCAUGGGUAUGUGUGAUAAAUUGCGGUUUAGAGAUGGCCCCCAAGAAUUCUUAAAAGAUCGAGCCCCAAGCGAGUGCGCAACAUGCUACGACAAAAGGUGCUGGUCUACAUGACAUUUCUCAGGGUGAGUAUGAUUAUCGUUUGUGGUUAUAAAAAUUGUUAGGCUUGGUGUUCGUGGUGUCUUUGGAGAAGUGUUACGAUUCAUUUGACGUGACCCUGAUUUCCUGGAAUUUCUGAGCAGCUUGAUGUUUCUGAUACCGUGUUGAUUCUCAACUAUAUGGAGUUGCCUUUGCUCAUUGUCUGGUUGAUACUGUGUCUUUUCUAUUGACAGUAUCAUAAUCCCACGGGGGGGGAAGAAGAUGUAUUUGUUGCUUUGUACAUUAUAAUCUUCCGUUGGAUGAGCACAGCGAGAGAUCUGGGCGCUGGCAGAGUUCAUUUUUUCUUGCUCUUGGGUGACCGGUGCCUUGCAGAUUAUGCACCGAAGAAAAUCUCCGCUACAUGUAUAUCUUA
Molecule: messenger RNA, 1638 nt
Organism: Coccidioides posadasii C735 delta SOWgp
Lineage: Eukaryota; Fungi; Ascomycota; Eurotiomycetes; Onygenales; Onygenaceae
Source: RefSeq, a predicted model, not a curated record